UUUAAAAUUUUUUAAAUUUUUGUAAACGAUUCUUUAGAAAUUCAGGAAGACAUGGAUGAAUCUUACAUUCAUAGCGAUCCUUUAACGACGUCUUUACAGCAAGUUAAACAUAAUGAGAUUUCUAGUGAUUUAGCUGUUGAUAUUAUUGGAUUAUAUCGAUUGUUGGACUUAUGCAAUGAUGAUGGUUCAAACGGCAUUGUGGACAAGAUAAUUAUCUCCAAGGAACAAUUAAGGAAGCUAUGCAAUGAUAUGGUCCCGUCGAGUUUCAAAUCUAUUUCUGAAAUUAAUUAUACGAAAUUGAAUUCAGUCUCAUUUCGUCUUAUUGGAUGUUAUGGAAAUCGCAAUUUAAUCGCGAAGCUCUUGUUGAAUAGAAAUUUAAUUAAUCAACAAAUAUAUGAUUUGCUUACAGUUACAGCAUCAAUUAAUGAUAUAAAUAAGCCUUCGUUACGUCCAGGAAUUUACUUAUUAAAAGUGAAUUCUAAUUUGGGUUUAAUUAUUCAUUGGCCCGAAAUUGAAUGCUAUGUAAAUUCUUUAAGUGCUGCUUCUCAAAUUAAGAGGAAUAUGGUUAAUUUACACAGAUACUUAACAAAACUUACCGAUCACCAGAUGUGUUUUAUGAACGACAAAGAUUUAGAAAACUUUGAUUUUAAUCUUGAGAAUUCUGAUACUAACACAGACGAUGAUGAUGAUACGGAUGACGAAUAUGAAGUAAAAAUAUGCCAAGAAGAACAAGAAGAUUUCAAGAUUAAUGAUGGUUUUAAGGUGAAUUUGUCUGAUCAAAUCAAGACCGAAAUUAAUAAUCAAAUAAAAGAUGAUAUCCCAUUACAUCCAAUAGUCGUGGAAUCUACUACAAAUCAAUCAUUUGUCACCCGACGACUGAUAAAGAAAAAUUCAUUUGAGCCAAGCGCUUUAUUCGUUUUUAAAGAAGAAUUUCCAACCGAUCUCAAAAAUAAAUUGAAAGAUCAUUAUUUACGUAUUGAUCGUAAAAAAAUGGAUAUGAAAGCAUUAAGAUUAUUUAUUAAAUAUGGAUUAAAAAUGGAAAAUCUUUUAGAUCCGUUGCAAGAAGCAAUAACUGCUGCUAAAAAGCGAAAUGAUACGAGAAAGAAUCGAGAAUAUGAUGUUAUAGUUGAGGAUAUCGAAAUCAUUAAACAAAUGGCAUCAAUAAAACUACGUGCUUUUGAGAGUUAUUUUGGCAAAUAUAUUGUGCAGGAAAAUCCAAUCCAAAUAAAUAUAAACAAUGAAGAUCUUAAAAGAAUCCAAGUAAAAUAUUCCGGAAUAGAAAAUCAAAUUGAAGAAAAAAUUAAAAUCGAUUCAAAAAAAUGGAAAAAAAUGAAAAAAAGAUAUAAUUUAACAUGUAUCGUUAUUAAAAAUAUGUUGGAAAAAAUCAAUGAAACAGAAAAUAACGAUGAAAUGACAAAAUCUGCAAUAAAAACCUUUCAAGAUAUGUUUAAUGAUGAAAUCAGCUCAAAGAAAUUACUUGAAAAAUAUAAACAAAAAACACAACAAUCGAAACUCAACUGGGUAUCUGAUGCAAAGCAUUUGAUAUUCGGUGAUUCUGACAUCAAGAAGGCAAAACAAAAGACCAAUGACAAGUCAGAUGUAGAAUUUAUUCGAGAACUUGUAAAUUUUAAAUUAUUUGAAGGGCAUGAUAAUAUUAAAGAAAAUAUUAUAAAUACUUUUAUUAAAGAAUACCAUGAAUGGAAAAAAGGAAUUCCUAAUAAACUUCAAGUAAUUUUUCCAAAUACUCAGCAUAAUAAACAACUAGAAGAUAAUUUGAGACGAGAAUUUGAAAAAGAGAAGGAAGAAACCGAGAAAUAUAUGUUUGAAAAGAUAUGUGAUGAAAUAGAAAAUAUAAAUAAAGAUGGUACUAUGGUAUUAAAUGUAUUAAGUGUAAAGGAAUCACUUUUCACGCCAAACUAUGACAUUAAAGCGAUAUAUAAUAUUGAAGUGUUACAACCAAAUAAGCUGCAGAUAACUAUUUAUGAAGUAUCAUUAAAAGAAGACGAUAAGUUACGGAUUCAAGAAAAUGAGUCUUAUAUUCCAUAUCCAACUCUUAGGAAUCAAUCUGGCACAUCAUUUCUCAUUGAUCCUCAAAAAUAUGAUUUUAAAAAAAUAUCUCAGUUCGACAGUCGUAAAUUUCUUCUCGUACUUUACAAUAAAGAAAGGCUAAGAAUUGAAAUAUUCUUUGAUACUGCGCAACGAUUAGCACAUGAUUUUAAUUCUAGUAAUUCUCGUUCGAUCAAGACGUUGAAUGCAGAUGAAAAUUUUCUUAUUGCAAUUAAUGAGCCAAAAGGCUUGCUCGCUAUAUAUAAUACGAAAGAAGCUAAGCUUAAUGUAUUUUCUUUUGACGACAGUCGUUCAAGGUUACAUGGACGUAAUGCGAAUAUUCAAUUAUUAAAAUGGUAUGAUGAAAAAAUACCGAACAUUAAAUAUUUUCUAUUCAUCAAAGAUACUGAGGAACUAUGCUUUGUUGAGAAUAGUGGACAAGCACGUAUUUUUAAACUCGUAAAUCUGCAAUUCCGACCAGCAGUUUGUAAUUUUCCGUAUAAUUUAGAUUUAGUAAAUGUUUUAAGUUCUCCGGAUGGUUCUUGUAUUAUGGCAUUUACGAAAGAAAAAUUGAAAAAUAAACCUGAUGAAGAUAAUCCAAUUAUUUUUACUGGUAAUAAAGAACAACACGGUUAUAAAAAUGAUUUUAAAGAAAUUAAUCGUGUUUACGUUUAUUUUUUCGAAAAUUUUGGAGAUUCUUUUAGUAAAGUUAUUGAUUUACCAUUAAAUUUUAACCUUGGAAUUUCUUCAAAUUUCCUGUAUCGAUAACCGACAAACCCAUUUGAUCUCACUCGAUUUACAGAAUGGAUGCUUGAAUUCUUUAUUAGUCACAAUUACUCUUGAAAAAACUCAAUUUAAUUUCCAGAAAUGCACGCGGAAAAAAAUCACUUACACUUCAGAGAACAAACCUAAAUGAUUUUAUUAAUACAUAUAAAUUAAUGUUUGAAAAAUAUCCAAUAGAUAGCUGUAUCGAUCCUAAACAAAAUUGUCCUCUUAGUUUAAAAGUAGUUCUUGAUACUAAUGAUAAUAAUAUUAAAGAAUACGACAAGAAAUUUGAAAAAUAUUUGUUGUCUAAUUCCUAUGCAAAUUGCUGUAACAAGAAAUAAUUUAUUUCAACCACUUAAAGAUGGAUUAUCUUCGGAUGAAAAUUAUUUUAUUGAAGAUGGUCAUCAUGUAGAUAAUAUAGCAAAAAACAUAUCAUUUGGAUGGUAUGAGGGAAUUUUCAAGCAUUUUGGUUACAAAAAAG
Messenger RNA from Rhizophagus irregularis DAOM 181602=DAOM 197198, 3292 nucleotides. The record is from RefSeq and is a predicted model, not a curated record. Lineage: Eukaryota; Fungi; Glomeromycota; Glomeromycetes; Glomerales; Glomeraceae.